GAAGCUGUCAUUUAUUGGUAUUUUGCAAAUAGGGCGUCGAACAUAGUGAUUAGAAAUAUUCUUGUAUUUUCAAUGAUAUUGCAUAGUUUUUAACAUUUGUAUUGAAAGUUGGGAGCCGUUUUAAGUAUUUAUAAUGCUGACUACUUUGGCAAAUAUUAAACACAUUCUCCAGAAAGAGCUCUUCAAUGGAAGUGGCGAGCGAGUGUUGUCAGUGGUGACGGUGACAAAAACAUUUAAAAAGAAGAAGGCUUGUUAUUUAUGUAUCGUAACCACUCCGCCUCCUGUGCCUGUAGUUACUGUAUGCAUAGUGAAACAGUCUGAGCAAAGGGAAGGCGAGUAUAAAAAGAAACGUACCUGGCAGUUGGAGGAGAUUAAGUGGGUGGAUGGCCGCAAUGAGCAAUUUGAAACACAUGAGUUUGAUAUACAGGUUGAAAAAACAUAUAAAUGGUAUGCCUUAAAUUUGCACGAACGUCAAAAUUUUCUUGCUGUGCUAUACAAACAAAUACAAAAGUAUGUGAGAGCACAACGAGCAGAAUUUCGAAAUGUGCCCAUUGCGUGGCUAAACGACAAAUCGCCAGAAAAAUUGGCUGCUGGGCGGAAUGCCGAACAAAAGAAUAUUCAAGAUACAGAUGACGAAGAAGAAGCACAGGAGUUUACUGCACUUACAGAUAAAGAAGCCACUGAAUUGGGAAAGUUGUUUUCUGAGUGUGACUUUGCAGUGAAGGACGCGGAGCAACUUAUAGAGAAAUUGUCCAAGGAACUUCAUGAUUUAGACGGGGCAAACAUUCAAAGUGUAUUGGCAUCUGAAAAGCAAGUAUUUGCUUUAAUGGAGCACAUUGAUAAAGCCAUCGCUGAAGCCGAUAGUUUUGAGAAGCGUUUGGACUCAUAUGAAGAGAUUUUAGGACAUGUCAAAGAAACUAUGGAGAAGAUUGGUGGUAAAAAUGCUAUGAUAGAAAUUGCUAACAACAACAAUAUAAAAUUGAUGAAGGAGUUAAAUAAAGUAAUAUCUCAGUUGGAUCUGCCGCACAUACAUCAACAGGCGCUGGAUGAACCCGAUUUGAAAACUGUUGGCGGUAGAAAAGCUGCCAUUGCUGCCGCACAAAGUUUACAACAAGCCAUGAAUAGUGACAUUGAUCCAACUCUGCUCCGUCUAGAAGCAGUCCAGGAUCAGCGUAAACGAUUUGAAAAGUGGAAAGCAAAGUUCUCGGGAAUUGUUAGUCGCUUUAUGAAUAACUUGUUUAUACAUUUGGGAAAUGAGAUGGGGGAUAAUACGACAAUGAGUACUGAGCUUGUACUACCCAACCAUCUAUCGGUACAUCGUGAGCUAACGCCUUACACCGAGCUUAUGCAUUGGACAAAGGCUAUGGACCGCAAAACUUAUGAUGGUUUAACGCGCGUCUAUACCACAUCGCUAAGUAAAAUUUAUGAACGUGAUAUCAGAAACUUUUUUUCUUUGGCUAAACUCCAAAUAUCCGAAAAAUUGCGUACAUCUCGUGAAGACCUUGAUACAUCAGCUUCAUCGAAAAAAUCCGCGAUAUCCGCAGCACCUUACGGUACUUUAGGUGUGAAUCGUGAGCAAUGGGGGCCAGGAGUGGAGAAUGCAGAUCGCGAACGCUUUGACUCAGUACUCGAAAAAGUGUUAGCGGAGCUGGAGCCAGUCGCCCUGCAGGAGCAGAUGUUCUGCAUAAACUUCUUCCAAAUGGAUGUAAUCAGCCCAACAUCGAAGAAUACUCAAACCACCUUAGAAGUUUUAGAAAAAAGUACUGACUCCGCUAGUCUUCUGACUUCUCCCACAUCGGCAAGUGGAGGAGGCGACGCUAGUGGAUUUCCACAGAAGAAAAUAGAUCGCCAAAUAAACGAAGAGGUCCGCAAAUUGAUGAUCGCUUUAUUUGGUUGCCUAGAGCCAGAGUUGGUGAGCUUUAUACAAAGCUUUGAACGCAUUGAUAGUUUCUAUUCACUUUACGUGCUCGUACGCCUAACGCAGCACGUCAUGUCCGCCCAGGAUACACAUUCCUUCCUUAGUAUGACCUUCGCCUCGGCGCUGGUGCAAGUAAAACGAAACUUUGACCGCUUUAUGCAGCAACAACUUUUGUCGAUCAAAGAAGCUAAAGUGCCUAAGCGUUCCAAAUGUGGCAUCUUGCCAUACGUGGAGAACUUCGAGUAUUUCGCACAAACUUCCGAGGGCAUUUUCCGAAAAUCGGAUCGUCGCACUGAUAUGGAAAAGUGGUAUUUACAGUUGGUGAAUUCCAUUUUUGAAAGCAUCAGUGUGCAUGCGCAAGAGCACCCGAAAACGCCGUCGCAAGUCGUGCGCAUGGAAAACUACCACCACAUGUACUCGUUACUGGCGCAGCUAAAGGUGCCCGGUCUAGACGCUAUGAAGAAGGAAGCUAAAAUGCGUUAUACUGAUGCGCUGAAAGUUUAUGUCAUACAAUAUUUUGGGCGUCCGCUGGAAAAACUAAACCUCUUCUUUGAAGGUGUCCAACAAAAGGUGGCUCAAGGUGUCAAAGAGACGGAGAUCAGCUACCAAAUGGCGUUCUCUAAGCAAGAAUUGCGUAAAGUUAUCAGCCAGUAUCCGGCACGUGAGGUGAAAAAAGGUCUAGAGAAUCUCUACAAAAAAGUCGAAAAACACCUCUGCGAGGAGGAGAAUCUGCUGCAAGUUGUUUGGCACGCCAUGCAAGAGGAGUUCAUUGCGCAGUACAAUUUUUUGGAAGAACGUAUACAGAAAUGCUACGCUGGGGCGAUGAUUACCUUAGAAUUCAACAUACAAGAUAUAUUGAACUUCUUCUCGGAUAUAGCGCGUUCGCAUUGAAAUUGCGUAGUGGUAGAUACCUUGUUUGGAGAGAUCAAGAAUUUCGUUAUUUUUGUGGAACGAAAGUCACUUUCAAAUAUUUUUACGAGUAUUGUGUAUUAUUAUUAUUACGAAUGUAAAGCUUAGCUUUGUGCACCUUGUGACAAAUUAAUGCUUUUAAAAGUAUGUAGGUAUGGAAAUAUGUAAGUUUGACAGUAAGACGUGCUGAAUAUGUAUUAUUUCUAAGUGUAAUAGAGCAAAUACAUACAUAUAAUAUUAAUAUGAAUAUACCACUUUGAUAUACAUAUGUAUGUAUGAAUAUGGUGAAAUGUGCAUUGUGUUUGUGAAUUCGGAUUUUUUAUGAUCGUGUGUUUUCUAUCAUCACAACAAGUUUGAGAACCUCUGGAGGCGAUCACAUUUGUGGCGCUCAAAACAUGCCCGUCUCAGUACUAAACACACUCAAAAGAGCGCCCAAUGUCGUGGAGCAGCAGCAGUGAUAAAAAAGCUGCUCACUCACUCUGCUCCGUUGGCGCUCGUGUAGCAGCCCUGCUCACCUGCGCGCUUAAAACGCCGAAAGUGGUUUCGCUGUCUCAUUGAGCUGCUGAGCGGCUGGAAGUGAGCCCCACCGGCGUGUUCUGCUUCAGUGCGAUUCUGAGUGUUCAAACGUGAAGUCGGGUUGGCGAAGUCGGCGCGCGUGUGUGUGUGUGCCUUUGUGUUUUUAUUUACAAACAAAAAUUAUUGCUUUUCAGAGUUUAACGUUUGCAUUUGCCACCUUCUUCCGCCAAUAAUUGCUGCAUUGGCAUUGUUGUUGUCACCAAUGCCGUUUGAUUUGCAGCAGCCUUUUUUGUUAGUGGGCGCAUACCUACAUACAUACAUACAUA
Molecule: messenger RNA, 3669 nt
Organism: Bactrocera dorsalis (oriental fruit fly)
Lineage: Eukaryota; Metazoa; Arthropoda; Insecta; Diptera; Tephritidae
Gene: Sec3
Product: exocyst complex component 1
Exons: 7
Coding region: 134-2809 (891 amino acids)
Biological process (GO): Golgi to plasma membrane transport; exocytosis
Cellular component (GO): plasma membrane; exocyst
Molecular function (GO): phosphatidylinositol-4,5-bisphosphate binding
Source: RefSeq, a predicted model, not a curated record